AGUCUUCGUGAUUCAGUCACGUGAUAUCAAGAUGGCGUCUGAACCACCCCCAUUUGACGAGGAAACAGAUCAGAAGGACGAAGAUGAUCUAUUUUCUGACGCCAAGGAGCAAAAGUCUGAGCCAUCACCUAGUGAAGAGCCAGCAAGUUUGCCCAUCAAUGAUGAGGAUGCUGGAAUUAAAGAAAAAGAGGAGGAGGACUUGUUUGCUGGAGGUGGAGAUGAGGUGAAGCUGGAUGACUCAGACAAUGAGGAGGAGGAAGUCCCCCCUGUAGCAGCUGCCGUGCCAGAGAAGGAAGCAGCUGAACCCGUUGUCGGUGCCGUCAGCCCCAAACCUGAACCAACCCCUCAGAUCAGUGUUUCCCAGUCCUCUACAGCAUCGUCAAAAUUGUCAGGGACGACAAAGAGCUCUCGAGAUGAGGUGGAUGUUGAUGAUGAGGAUGAAGGCACCAUAGAGAUUCGGGUGAUGGAGCCACAGAAGAUGGGUGAUGGCAUCGGCGCAUACAUGGUGUACCGAGUUGUAACUAAAACCAGCAUUCCAGCAUUCCGCAAUCCAGAGUUGAGUGUUUUGCGGAGGUUCAGUGACUUCCUGGGUCUACAUGCCAGGCUCCAGGAGAAAAAUGUCAAGAUGGGAAUCAUUGUCCCCCCAGCACCAGAGAAAAGCGUCGUUGGUAUGACGAAGAUCAAGAUGUCCAAGGAAGAGUCGGGUUCUUCUGACUUUGUGGAGAGGAGACGAGCAGCACUUGAAAGGUACUUGAAUCGCACAGCUCAGCACCCAGUUCUGAGGAGUGACCCUGACCUCCAGGACUUCCUGGAACGGGACGGGGAGCUGCCAAAGUCGACCAGCACCUCGGCUCUCAGCGGUGCCGGGGUCAUGCGGCUCUUCCACAAGAUGGGGGAUGCUGUUGAGAAAAUUACUUUCAAGAUGGAUGAAACUGAUGAGUCAAUAGGCCUUUAUCUGCAUACUUAUUUUUGCUCAAUCGUCCCUCGCUCCCCAUCGUGUGGCGGCCAGUGGAGCUACCAGAUGGAGUGGUUUGAGGAGAAACAGCAACAGAUUGAGGCCUUGGACCAACAGCUCCGUAAACUCCACUCCAGUGUUGAGGCCCUCUCCAUGCACAGGAAAGAGCUAAGCAUGACAACGGCCGUGUUUGCCAAGAGUGCUGCCAUGUUGGGGAGUGUGGAGGAACACACGGCUCUGUCACGGGCCUUGUCCCAGCUGGCCGAGACGGAGGAGAAGAUCGAGCAGCUGCACAGAGAACAGGCAGAGCAUGACUUCUUCACCAUGGCUGAACUCAUGAAGGACUACAUCUCCCUCAUAGGAGCAGUCAAGGAGGUGUUUCAUGAGCGCUACAAGCUGUACAAGAACUGGAAGGAUGCUGAGGUGGUCCUGGGGAAGAAACGCGAGAAUAAGGCUAAACUGGAGGUGCAACACAAGACAGACAAGAUCUCACAGGCACAGCAGGAGAUCACAGAGUAUGAACAAAAGGUAGAGAAAGGCCAAGAGGAUUUUGAGAAGAUCUCUGACACAAUAAGGAAAGAGAUUCGCCGCUUUGAAAAGUAUCGGGUCAUAGACUUCAAGAACAGUGUAGUGAAAUACUUGGAAGCUCUGAUGGAGAACCAACAGAAGAUGAUAAAGUUCUGGGAAACAUUCCUGCCGGAGGCCAAAGCUAUUGCAUGAUACCCCCGGUGUUCGGAGACUGUACAGUGGACAUCUACUACAAUAAUCAAUAUUUAAUUUACAUUGUCCUUAAGUCAUCAAGCUUGUUUUCAAGCUAGUCAGUGAGUCUGGUUUUGUACUGCAUAACAACUUGAUCCCAGGAGCUCUGCUGGAGUCCGUCACUGACCCUGGAGUGCUUGCUGGCAGUCUGUCUUACUGACUCAGUGUCCUCCACAAUAUAUAUUGUACCAGCGAAGAGGCCCCACAAAUAGUACCAUCAACUACAACAUUGUCCCAUGGUUGGGAUUCCUGUUUCAAAUCUGUUCACAGAUUUGUUAAGAUUUACAAGUUUUCUUUAUGCUGUCCAUUUCAAGGUGUAGAUUGUCAACAUUUGAACUGAAAUCUUAUGGACCUUUUGGAUACAAGUUGCUGGACAUACAUUUGCCUUAUUUAGUUCCUAGACUAUGCCGAAGGUUUAAUGAUGCAGUCAUUCUUCUGUCUGAUCAAUAAGUACAAAUAUGUGAUAUUUUAUAUUCUUCAUAACAUUCAGUUUAUGUUUCUGAUUGAUAGUGAAAUAUUAAACAAGGUGAACACUCUUGAAAUGAACCAACUUCUCACUGGUAGCAACAGGAUUAGCUUUUCUCUGCGGGCAAAUAAUUCUACACCUGCUUCAUUUAGUUUCACAGGAAUGUAGCAACAUGUGUGUUAAUGUCAUAAUAGAGCACGGCAAGACCUGAAUCCCUCCUUGCUUGUGUUGUCUCCCUGUCUCCAUGAUUAGCAGGGUCUUGUCAGAUACAGUCUUACUUCUGGCGGCAUUGUGUCGGACUAUUCUACUGUUAAUCCACAUGAUUGUAUGUUAUUGUAGACCUGCACUGGUAGCAGAAAUGGCUUCAUAAUAUACCAUAUAUAAAUGUCCUCACUAGUUCACAGGUUUGUAUAUACUGAAUUCCACCAUGCCCCAUGGGUGGAUGACUUCCAAAUGUAGGGACAACAUCCCACGGUGGUGACAUGUAUGCACUGGUGAUGGUGGCCGUUGUGUGUACAGACUGUGAAGUAUUGCCGAUGUACACAGGAGACAGGAAGCUAGGCAGGCAGGCAGGAGGGUUCAUGCUGCACCUUCUUUACAUAUCCCUGUAACAACACUGUUCAUAGUCUCACUCCCAUCUUCCCGAGGCAAGAGGGUUAACUGACUUUAAAAGUCCAGUUUCCACCCUUGCCGAACAAGGCUUAAAUUCCUUGGCUUGAUCUUAGUGCCACAAGUGGCUAUUACGAGGUUAUGUCCCUUCUAUGCCUUUCCUAUGGACCAAUCAGAUUCCAUAUACUCUCAUAUCAUUUGCAUCAGCUUCAAACAAAAUGGCAGCCCCCAGCCAAGAGGAUCUGAUCGAUACUCAAGAUCUAUUUUGUGAUAAGACAGGUCUUACAUCGCGAAGUGCCUCAAAUCACGUGAGCACCUUGAUUGAAAACAUGAAAAGAUUUGGAAAAUAUCUCUUGACAACGAAUUGGCAGUGCACAUGUUUUGCUAAUCCUACAAUUGACCAAAAUCUGCAUGACAGUUUACGAACUGGAUUUUGAUUUCAAUGUGCGAUUUUGAUUGGACUAUGCAUAGACUUGUUAGUCCAGCCAAAUUCUAACUCCAUAAUACCAGCCUUGUUUGACAAGGGUCGAAAAUUGACUUUUAUAGUCAGUUAACUCCCUUGCCUCGGGAAGAUGUCUCACUCCUUGCACAUCCACAACAACCAAACAAUGAUUGAGAUGCCCAGUGUCCAUGAUGUGCACAGAUUACUGUGGGAUGUAGCUCUGCACGGGAGAGUCCAGGGAAGGCGGGCCUAUCACAACUAACAUGUAAACCAUCAUGAGGUUGUGUUCACGUCAUGAUAUAGGUACUGUGACGUGUCAACCAUCGUGGGUUUCACCGAAGUGGUAAACGUCUUAGACCUGCAUCACUUCGGGCUUUCCUCCUACAUUAAGCCGUGAUAUAACUGGAAUAAAGUUAAAAGCGGAGUUAAAACCCAAGUCACUCACGUCAUGAUAUAGGUACUGUGACGUGUCAACCAUCAUGAGGUUGUGUUCACGUCAUGACAUAGGUACUGUGACGUGUCAACCAUCAUGAGGUUGUGUUCACGUCAUGACAUAGGUACUGUGACGUGUCAACCAUCAUGAGGUUGUGUUCACGUCUUGACAUAGGUACUGUGAUGUGUCAACCAUCAUGCGGUUGUGUUCACGUCAUGACAUAGGUACUGUGACGUGUCAACCAUCAUGAGGUUGUGUUCACGUCUUGACAUAGGUACUGUGAUGUGUCAACCAUCAUGCGGUUAUGUUUACGUCAUGACAUAGGUACUGUGACGUGUCAACCAUCAUGAGGUUGUGUUCACGUCUUGACAUAGGUACUGUGACCUGUCAACCAUCAUGAGGUUGUGUUCACGUUAUGACAUAGGUACUGUGACGUGUCAACCAUCAUGAGGUUGUGUUCACGUCAUGACAUAGGUACUGUGACGUGUCAACCAUCAUGAGGUUGUGUUCACGUCAUGACAUAGGUACUGUGACGUGUCAACCAUCAUGAGGUUGUGUUCACGUCUUGACAUAGGUACUGUGUGCAGCCACCUUUUCAAGACCCUGGAGUUGCCUCUGCUCUGAUGAUGAUAAAUUGGGAAGAUGUUGCGUCUCAUUCAUUUCUCAGCAGUAGAUUUAUGAUAGUCAAUAUACAUUUUAGGAAAGGAUUUUCUUUGUACAAAUUGUAUUUGAACCUGAUUUUAGAAUGAUUUGUUGUAAAUCUUUUAUGAUAUGAAUCAAGGACUUUUUUUAUGAAAUGAGCUAAGUCACGGUACUUCCACCAACUGUGCAAUUGUUUGUGGACUGAAACAUACUCUACAGUUACGGGGGUUUGAUGUUAGUGUGUCAGGACUGCUCUCUAGACGGUGUAGACGUCACACAUUUCACAGCACCUGUGUCUAGCAUGUGUAUUAUUUAGCUGUGUGUGAGUCUGUGGCACUUCUGUGACUUGUACAUUUCACGCCACCCUGUACAUGUUACAUGUGUACAUCUCAUGUUGAAUGAACAAUGUAUUUGUUACAA
This is a messenger RNA of Haliotis rufescens (red abalone), 4726 nucleotides long. Its product is annotated as sorting nexin-2-like. Bases 32 to 1675 code for a protein of 547 amino acids. Gene Ontology annotation, molecular function: phosphatidylinositol binding. Gene Ontology annotation, biological process: early endosome to Golgi transport. The record is from RefSeq and is a predicted model, not a curated record. Gene Ontology annotation, cellular component: endosome membrane; endosome. Lineage: Eukaryota; Metazoa; Mollusca; Gastropoda; Lepetellida; Haliotidae. The transcript is spliced from 13 exons.